Molecule: messenger RNA, 2258 nt
Organism: Octodon degus (degu)
Lineage: Eukaryota; Metazoa; Chordata; Mammalia; Rodentia; Octodontidae
Gene: Armcx1
Product: armadillo repeat containing, X-linked 1
Exons: 5
Coding region: 530-1882 (450 amino acids)
Cellular component (GO): mitochondrion
Molecular function (GO): protein binding
Source: RefSeq, a predicted model, not a curated record
CGUAGCCCUCACGUGAAUGCGAGCUGACGUAUGCAGGCGUCCUCUUAAUCCCGAUCUUCCUUUGGUCAAGUUACCGGCUCCCUAUUUUUACCCAGAGAUCUCGUGAGCUUGUGCUGGAAGGUAGGAAAAGGAGGAAGUGAAUGCUUGGAUCCUAGGAGCGCGCUGUACCAUUCCAGCAAAGCUGAAUCUACGACGAAUCUCGGCAGGCUCCUGUCUUGGCUGUGUCCCUUUCUCUGUGGAUCUUGGCCCUGAAGACCUGCACAAACUUCAGAACCAGAAAGCAAGAAAAGUUGUCCACAACCAAGUAGGUCAGGGUCUGCAGAAUAAAUUGCAGCUGGAGGCUGCAAAGAGAAGGAAGAAACUUCUUGGAUCUCUUCAGGUGUAUUUGAGUUCUUCAUUGCCCUAGGACAUCUUCAAAGACAGAGAUUGCCAUGUGUCUGUGACUGCAGCAGUCUGCCAGCAGCUGAAGACUUCACUCCUUACGCAGGAGCAUUCUGGGCAGGAGCAAGAGAUUCCCUCCAGCUAUAUCAUGGGCCGCACUAGGGAGGCUGGCUGUGUAGCCGCUGGAAUGGUCAUUGGGGCUGGAGCCUGCUACUGUGUAUACAGACUGACCUGGGGAAAAGAUGAGAAUGAGAAAAUUUGGGAUGAUGAGGAACUGUCUAGUGAUACAUCAGAAAUUGAGGUUGAGCCUGAGAAAGGAGCCAAGACUAAUGUUGAGGUGGGGGCCCAAGCCAAACCUCAGAGUGACAUUAAGGCCAAUGCUGAGGUGAGAUUGGGACUCGAGAGUGGUCCAGGUGUAAGGAAGGAGGCCCAUUGUGAAUCUCAGAGUGGAGGUGGCCUUGAAGCUAAGGCCAAGGCCCUUUUCAACAUCUUGAAGGAACAGGCAAGUGCGAAAAUGGGCAAAGGGCCCAGGGUUGGUAACAUUUCUGGGAAUAGGACCCUUGCAUCAAGUUUGCCUUGCCCAGGAGGUAGAGGUGGAGGCUGCCACCCCACAAAGAGGGCUGGGAGCAUGACAAAUGGAAAAUCCAAGGGAAAAGCUCGAAGUAAGAGCACUAGGGCUCCACCUACGGCGUGGACUGUCCGCAGGGGCAAAUUCAACUUUCCCUAUAAAAUUGAUGACAUUCUAAGUACUCCUGAUCUUCAAAAGGUCCUUAACAUCCUGGAGAGAACAAAUGAUCCUUUUAUUCAAGAAGUAGCUUUGGUCACUCUGGGUAACAAUGCAGCAUAUUCAUUUAACCAAAAUGCCAUACGUGAGUUGGGUGGUGUCCCAGUUAUUGCAAAACUGAUAAAAACCAAAGACCCCAUUAUUAGAGAAAAGACGUAUAAUGCCCUUAAUAACUUGAGUGUGAAUGCUGAAAAUCAGGGCAAGAUUAAGACAUAUAUCAGUCAAGUGUGUGAUGAUACCAUGAUCUGUCGCUUGGACUCAGCUGUGCAGAUGGCUGGGCUAAGACUGUUAACCAACAUGACUGUGACCAAUCAUUAUCAACAUUUGCUUUCCUAUUCUUUUCCAGAUUUUUUUGCUUUAUUAUUCCUGGGAAAUCACUUCACCAAGAUACAGAUUAUGAAACUAAUUAUAAACUUUACUGAAAACCCAGCCAUGACAAGAAAGUUGGUCAGUUGUAAAGUACCAUCAGAGUUGAUUUCCCUCUUUAAUAAAGAAUGGGAUAGAGAGAUUCUUCUUAAUAUCCUUACCCUUUUUGAGAAUAUAAAUGACAAUAUAAAAACUGAAGGGCUUGCAUCAUCCAGGAAAGAAUUCAGCAGAAGUUCACUUUUUUUCCUAUUUAAAGAAUCUGGAGUAUGUGUUAAGAAAAUCAGAGCAUUAGCAAGUCAUCAUGAUCUGGUGGUGAAAGUAAAAGUCCUGAAAGUACUAACCAAGCUCUAAUUUCUGUCCCUAACAACACUGAUGUAGAUUUGUAGUUCCCACCUGGGAACAAUGUGUUUUUAAAAUUUUUUGUUUGCACUGUGCUUAUGUGGCAAAGAAAUUCUUCCAGCUGCUAUUUUGCAAUAUUAACAUUAUAGUUUAUUAGUAGUUAUUGAUGUUGGGUUCAGACUGGGCCAUUUUAAGGAUACCAGGUGAAUACUAGAGCUUGUACAAAAAUUUAUUGAUUUUAUCUUGCUCCCUAGGUUGAGAUUUUUUUUUAUUUUACAUACAAUGACAGUGAAGUAAUUUACAGUAUGAAAAAGAUACACUCUUUUGUACUUUAUAUUUGUUAGUCUAAGACUCCUGUUUUAUCAAUAAAGUUCUGUAUUUUGAGCAG